UCAGCCGGCGACAGCCUCGCUUCCAUGUCUGGUAAGCCGCUGGUGCCUGCGCCCGCAAGCAGUGACGUCAUCGCCAGAUCUAGAAAGGAGGAGCGAAGGACAGUUUUGCACUGGAACCAUACCUUCACUGAAACACAGCCAAAUUACCACCAAAAUGUCGUCUAAGAGACUGCAACAAACCCAGGCCCAAGUGGAUGAGGUUGUGGAUAUCAUGAAAGUGAAUGUGGAUAAAGUACUCGAAAGGGAUGCAAAGCUUUCUGAGCUUGACAAUCGAGCCGAUGCACUUCAAGCAGGCGCAUCUCAGUUUGAGACAAGUGCAUCACGACUCAAACGAAAGAUGUGGUGGCAAAACUGCAAGAUGUGGAUAAUCCUGUGCAUUGUUGUUAUUGUGAUAAUAGCUGUUAUAGUCAUCUGGGUAGUGACAUCGACAGGGACAGGUUCUUCAUCAAGUUCUUCAAGCACCGCUGCACCAGCCACAAUUAAACCCUGACCAUCAAGCAUCCACUGGAUAAAGGCCACAUGUAAAAUACCUCUCAAAUUCCUGUAUUAAAUUCCUAAUUCUGUGUUAUGACUGCAUCUUUACUGUUGCCUGUCGACAACUGUGUGACUCUUCUUAGUUGUUUGUUUACAGCUAUGGUAAUUGUUUAGCUGUUAAGAAACACAGCCUGUAAGCUAUUACAGUGGAACUUUGAUACUGUGGUAGGGUGGCUAGUAAGGGAAGAGUUAGGUAGCCACCAUAUGCAAGAAUCAUGUUUUUUUUUCUAUGCACUUAGGGCAUUAGAGAAUAAAUGGAAACUAGAUUGACCAAAUCAGCACUGCUCAUGUGUAACCACAAAAUACGGUACCUUUAUAGACUUAUCAGUUCUAAAAGCUUUUGAUGAAGGUUUACUGAAUUGAUUUAGAAAGUGGAUUCAUGGUUGCAUGAUAGGGUUCAAAGCAUUGUUUCCCAGCUGUUAUUUUCUAAAAAAAAAACUGUACAAUGGGAAUGGUUUAUUUUUGGGUUGUGGGUUACAUGUGAGAAAGGGAAAUUUUUGUCAUUUUUUUAUCUUUUAGCACAACAAGGACAUGUGGACCAAAAACGUUUGAAAAAGGAAAACAUAAUGGGUGGGGUGAGGGGCGAGUGACACUCGUGGCCUAAUAAUAGGUCAGUAUUGUCUGGAAAUUAACCAUAUGGCAAACUUAUUUCUGGAGUUAAGAAACAGUAUAUUGUCAUUGGUUAGUUGGAGUUCCUUGAAUGUAAAUGCCCAGUAAAUAACCAGUAGUGGAAGCAAGAAGAGAUGUUUUAUAAAGAGCCCUUUCCACUCAGCCCCACUACAAUGUAUCAUGCUAGAGCUUUAUACAUGAAAAAUAUUCAAAAUAAAAUAGACUUGUAGAAA
This is a messenger RNA of Nematostella vectensis (starlet sea anemone), 1376 nucleotides long. RefSeq names its product vesicle-associated membrane protein 3. The record is from RefSeq and is a predicted model, not a curated record. Lineage: Eukaryota; Metazoa; Cnidaria; Anthozoa; Actiniaria; Edwardsiidae. Bases 155 to 490 code for a protein of 111 amino acids. Gene Ontology annotation, biological process: vesicle fusion; vesicle-mediated transport. Gene Ontology annotation, molecular function: syntaxin binding; SNAP receptor activity. The transcript has 6 exons. Gene Ontology annotation, cellular component: plasma membrane; SNARE complex.